This is a messenger RNA of Syngnathus acus (greater pipefish), 2411 nucleotides long. It is a transcript of the gene nmur3, whose product is annotated as neuromedin U receptor 3. Gene Ontology annotation, molecular function: neuromedin U receptor activity. Gene Ontology annotation, cellular component: plasma membrane. NCBI's taxonomy places the organism in Eukaryota, Metazoa, Chordata, Actinopteri, Syngnathiformes, Syngnathidae. The transcript is spliced from 2 exons. The record is from RefSeq and is a predicted model, not a curated record. The coding region runs from base 44 to 1321 and encodes 425 amino acids. Gene Ontology annotation, biological process: G protein-coupled receptor signaling pathway.
UGAGAGCAACCUGGCAAAGCAUCGAUUGAUUCCCAGUCCUGAGAUGGAUCCCUUUUGGCAAGGUCCCUCAUCAAACAUGUCCAGAUCGCUUGGCAACGCCAGCAUGUCCCCCAACUCCAAUGUGGGUAGCACCACCAGCACCAGCACCAGCGCCAGCACCAGCCUUUACACUGAAGCCAAUCUCUUGGACAUCCUCGGCCCCAAACGCUCUCCCUUCUUCCUCCCGGUGGCCGGCGUCUACUUGGUCAUCUUCCUGGUGGGCUUGAGCGGGAACCUUCUGACAUGCACUGUGGUAGCCAAACACAAAAAGAUGCGCAACCCGACCAAUUUAUACCUUGUCAGCUUGGCUUUAUCCGACCUUCUCAUGCUGGUCUUCGGGAUGCCCAUGGAGAUCUACGACUUGUGGCAGAACUACCCGUUCCCCUUCGGCGCCGGCGGUUGCUACUUCAAGACGUUCAUCUUCGAGACCCUCUGCUUUGCGUCCAUCCUCAACGUCACGGCCUUAAGCGUGGAGCGAUACAUCGCCGUAGUGCACCCUCUCAAGACCCGCUAUCUAACCACCAAGAGGCACGCCAAGCAGGUCAUCGGUGCCGUGUGGGCGGCAUCCAUGGUGUGCGCCAUACCCAACACGUCCCUGCACGGUAUCUUCUACCUCCCGGGCUACAUGAGGGAGUCGGCCAUUUGCACCAUACUAAAACCAGUGUGGAUGUACCACACGCUUAUGCAGAUCACCACCGUCUGCUUUUUCUUCAUUCCCAUGAUGGUGAUCAGCGUGCUCUACCUCGUGAUGGGCAUGCACCUGGGCAGGGAAAGAAGACAGAGGCAAGGCUACUUUGGGAAGAAAUGGGUCAGUGACACCCGUGUGAGCGUCUACAAUGAGGGCGGUCGGCGGACAAACGUCGUCAAGAUGCUCUCCAUCGUGGUGGCAGUGUUCGGCGUCUGCUGGGCGCCUUUCCACCUGGAGCGUCUGCUCUGGAGCUCCGUGCGCCAGUGGACCGACCUAAUGCACAACAUCUACCAGUACGUCCACAUUCUGUCGGGGGUCCUCUUCUACCUCAGUUCUGCCGUCAACCCAGUCAUCUACAGCCUGAUCUCCACACGCUUCAGAGAGUGCUUUCGAGACCUCGUGUGCUCACGGGUCGGCGUACCCGACUCUCCGCCGGCCCCGAAGAGUUCGCUGGUCCUCUCCACCUCCAGGGUCCAAACCAGAGGUCAGGACUCAUUGAUCCGCUUACUAUCUCCGCCAACACAGCGGGGACUGGACGCCACGUUACUCUCAAGCACUUGCCAAGAGACAGCUUGCAAGACUUCAGUGUUCUGAGAUAAUAUUCCUUUGGCUACAGAUUCAGAUCCUUACAUCUGUUUUAUGUCAUGCGACCUGGACUGUUGCGCUGAGUGACACAAAGAGACAACAUGGAAAAUAAUUUAGUAUGGCGUACUCACAGGUCAAGGCAAUUCAAACUGUCUCAGAGGUUUCGGUUGUGGGAUUGCUUCUUUAGCUGUUGCAGCACUGCAUCUGUUGGGACUCAGAUUUAUAGUAUUUUCAUUGUGCAAGUUGGUAAUUAUCUUCAAAAGCUGUUAUGGCUUUAAGACUCAGAUAGCGUUCAUUGGCAUUUGUGUACUGUCGACAAUUUCUUUCCGUCCAUCCAUCCAUCUUCUAAAGCGCUUAAGGGUCGCAGGUGUGCUAGAGGCAUUUUUUUUCUUUUAUCCAGGGAUCAUGAUUCAUUUCAAAUAAUUUUUUUCAUAUAAAUGAAAAAAUAUAUAAGUAUUCUAUUUAAACAUACAACACUACUGUGUUAUCUUAUCAUCAUUCUUUUGGUGGUGGUUAUCAUUCAUAACCGUGGAAAGGAGAAAUCUCACGCACAUUUCAACGAGUGUUAACUGUGUGUGACUGGCCUCCUCUGCCGUUAUUCAAGCCUAGCCAGGAAGUGAAAUGUCAUCACAGCAAAAUCUGAUGCAGACUGCACUUAAUUACCACUACUAAUGGAGCGUUGGACUCAAAGACGACUGAAGGACACCAGGGGAAGACUGCAUUUGGAAAAGGGCAGACUGUUUUUUUUUUUUUGUCUCAUGUAAAAUCAAAUGUGGUUGCCAUGAUCCUGCUCACUAUUCACGUGCGAUUCUCCUGUACAAUCACUUAGACAAGGGUGUGUGAGGCAAUUGUAUUUGCUUAAUGUAAUUGGUUUGUCCAAAAGCACCCUGCAUAUUCCAGCAGCUCAUUUUAUAUUCCACCUGCUGGUCCCAGGCUAAAAGCACUCAGACGGAGCUGGAUCAGAUUGAAAUAAUGUCAUUCUUGUUGUGUAGAAGGAAAAAAAAGUCAAACAAUGUCAUGAUUUUCCUGUGAGCUUGUGUUGUGAGUGAUCGUGAUUGCUGUGCAGUAACAUGACAAAUCACAAUACAGUUUAAAUGUG